Messenger RNA from Sycon ciliatum, 2307 nucleotides. RefSeq lists its product as uncharacterized. The record is from RefSeq and is a predicted model, not a curated record. Gene Ontology annotation, molecular function: zinc ion binding; nucleic acid binding. NCBI's taxonomy places the organism in Eukaryota, Metazoa, Porifera, Calcarea, Leucosolenida, Sycettidae. The transcript has a single exon. The coding region runs from base 1 to 2307 and encodes 768 amino acids.
AUGGCCGAGACGGAGUCUGAGGAUCAGCCAAAGACGACAACAGUGUCGGUCCAACGGUUAGUUCGAUUGCGUGGAGCACAUCGGUCAGCUGCCUCCAAAUUGGUAUCUAGAAUCGAUGAUUUUGUGGAGAGGAUUUCCUAUGUUACGAGAAGCUCACCCGAGUGGCAAGGGGAAGAUCUCAGCGUAAAUGAUAGAGAGGAUUGUGCCUUGGACCUGAAGAAACUCCGGGAGAAAGUGGAUUUGCUGGGUCGCUUGGACUCCCAAAUUUUGGACGCCAUCGAGAACGACGACAUUGAAUCUGAAAUUUGUGAUGCAGCGGAUUAUCUUAUGAAGUACGAGUCCCGCAUCGGCAGGGCUACGCGAGCCAUUUCAGAUGCAAGUCAACUGUUGGAGAAUAUCGCCAGUGUACGGGCUUCCCAAUCCUCACAGCCAAAGUCAGAGUCACUGUCACCCGUUUCCGGAAAGGAUGAGUGCUGCACAACAAGCAAAGCCAAGGGCAAUCUGGACAGUCGGGAACCAGCUCCAGAUGAGACUGGUGAGGACUCGCCAGUUGUCGCCCCGUGUGACUCGCGUUCCAGUGUAGUAUCUAGUACGAGUGCCAGUAGUGGAAGCAGCUUCCACCACCGGAUGAAGCUGCCCAAGCUCGAGAUUCCUAAGUUCAGCGGUGACAUCCGAGCUUGGUCCUCGUUUUGGGACAUGUUUGGGUCGGCCAUUGAUGGCAAUGACACCCUGGAUGACGUUGAUAAGUUCAACUACCUAAAGUCCUUGGUAGUGGGAGAGGCACGAGAGGCAAUUGCCGGAUUUGCCCUGACAGGAGCCAACUACAGGGCUGCAGUUGACGUCCUCAAGCAACGAUUCGGCAACGUCCAGGUCAUUGUCGCCAGCCACAUGGAGGGCCUCUUGAAUGUUGCUUCUGUCACCAGCGAGGAUGAUGUAACUGGCCUCAGGAAGCUAUACACCACCGUUGAGACACACAUUCGUAGUUUACAGUCCCUCGGGAUGAGUCGCGAGUCUUAUGGAUCCCUGUUGACGUCUGUUUUGAUGUCCCGAUUACCCACAGAGUUCCGGCUCAUUGUCAGCCGCAAGAUUGCCGGGACUGAGCAGCAUUGGGAGAUCGGUGAGCUGCUAUCGGCUGUCCAUCUGGAGCUGUGUGCCAGGGAGCGAGCGGCACCGGCAGCUAAGCCAACCAUCCCGAUAGCCCAACCCAGAAAGUCCGCACCAGCCACAACGUCAACACUCUACACUGGUGCGCCUGCGCAACUGAAGUGCUUCUUUUGCAAUGGUAGUCACACUGCCGGGAGAUGCGUAACAGUGACGAAUGUUGCCACCCGUAGACAGAUCUUGAGGAAGCAAGGCAGGUGCUUCCGAUGCCUCAAACGCAAUCACAUGGCAAAGACCUGUCCGAAUGCAUACUCUUGUGUCAAGUGUGGUGGGAGCCACAACGUAGCCAUAUGUAGUGGCGAGAGGCAGCAGAAGGCAGAGAUGAACACGCAGGCUGUUGCUGCGAAUGCUUCCGUGGACCCUCGCAGACAGGAAUCGGUAUUGCUACAAACCGCCAAGGCCGUGGCUUAUAAUGUCACACAGUCCGAUCGCAGCGCCGCUAUCCGACUGUUGAUGGACGGCGGCAGCCAACGGACGUAUGUUACGAGCGCUCUCCGUGACGCUUUGCAACUGCCGGUCCUGGAUCAACGUAAGGUCAUCAUCAAGGCGUUCGGCCAGGACAACACAAUGUCCCAAGUAGUUGAUGUAGUUCAACUUGGAAUCCGAGUCCCCGACGGCGAGGACAUCACGGUACAAGCCUAUGCUGUGCUGCUAUUGUGUGACCCGAUUACUGGCCAAUCCAUGCACACGUCAGUGGAGUGCUGUAGUCACCUCGAUGGAUUGGCGCUAGCCGACACCAGAUAUGACACAGGUACUCGAUCAGUGGAUCUGCUAAUCGGCGCGGACCUAUACUGGACUAUUGCAACGGGUAACAUCAUCCGAGAUGCCGACGGACCUGUGGCCAUUGAGACAAAGCUAGGGUGGGUCCUAUCCGGUCCAGCCACCAUACUUCCCACGCCAGAAGAUACCAGUGCACUGGCCACGCACGUCUUCUCCGUCGAGGAAGAGGCAUCAGCAGCAGAUCGAGAGCUCACUGACUCCCUGCAAAGGUUCUGGGAAAUUGAAUCACUUGCAGACCAGGACAAGACGGAGUAUGAAGAACUCGUUGAGACAAUCGAUUUCAACAAUGGACGGUAUGAGGUCAGACCACCAUGGAAGGACGAUCAUCCAUUGUUGCCGGACAAUUUCGGAAGCGCCAUUACUUGA